AUGGCUGGAAUCAGGCUGACGCCCGAGGAGCCUGAGCUGCCGCAGGGCACUCCGCCCCGCCCCCAGCUGCCGCUCCCCGUCGCCGGCUCCGGCGUCACAGCGGGCGGCGGCGGCAGCGGUGGCCUGGAGAUGGCUUCGGACGACGAGCGGUCAGUGGCAGCGGACUCGUGGUCCGUGCGGAGCGAGUACGGGAGCACGCUAGACGAUGACCAGCGCUACGCCGACGCUGCCGAUGUGCUCGCCGCGGCGGCGGCCGCCGGGAACUUCCCCUCCGCUGCCUCUGAUUACUGUUCUGACAAAGAUGACCAAGAUCCUAAUGAGGAAGGCUCAAUGUUGGGGCUACAAAGUUAUUGGGAUGCUUCUUAUUCUGAAGAUCUCGCAAAUUUUCAGGAACACGGCCAUGCUGGAGAAAUAUGGUUUGGUGCAGAUGUAAUGGAUACUGUUGCCAUUUGGACAAAAAAAUUGUGUGUAAGCUUUUUCCAAGGUGGACUUUCAUCGGCUAAUGACAACAUCAAAUUUGAAGUUGAUGAUAAACACUUGUUUGACUACCCCGUGCUCGAUCUUGGAACUGGCAACGGCCUCCUUCUGCAAGCACUUGCCAAGCAGGGGUUUUCAGAUUUAACAGGAACUGAUUACAGUGAAGGAGCCAUUGAACUUGCAAGAAACCUUGCUGCUCGUGAUGGGUUCACUACUAUAAGUUUUUUGGUCGAUGAUGUACUUGAGACAAAGUUAGACAGGAAAUUCAAAAUUAUUACAGAUAAAGGGACAUUGGAUGCCAUUGGAUUGCAUCCAGAUGGCCGUGCAAAAAGAGUGAUGUAUUGGGAAUCUAUAUCAAACUUGGUUGAACCAGGUGGCCUUGUGGUCAUAACAUCAUGUAAUCACACAAAGGAUGAGCUUCUGCAAGAAGUAGAAGAGUUCGGUAUGCGGAAAUUUGGUAAGGAGGACACAGACAGAGGUGCAGGUGAUUCGCACCAGAUCUUCCGAUACUUGGAUCAUGUCCAAACGUAUCCUACCAUCAUGUUUGGCGGAGUUGAGGGGUCUCAAGUGUGCACCUUGGCUUUCCAACGGGCGUGA
Triticum turgidum subsp. durum (durum wheat) is the source of this 1074-nucleotide messenger RNA. NCBI's taxonomy places the organism in Eukaryota, Viridiplantae, Streptophyta, Magnoliopsida, Poales, Poaceae. The record is from the annotation of a GenBank genome assembly.